This is a messenger RNA of Drosophila ficusphila, 899 nucleotides long. Its product is annotated as probable transcriptional regulatory protein Tlet_1011. Gene Ontology annotation, cellular component: mitochondrion. NCBI's taxonomy places the organism in Eukaryota, Metazoa, Arthropoda, Insecta, Diptera, Drosophilidae. The transcript has 4 exons. The record is from RefSeq and is a predicted model, not a curated record. The coding region runs from base 46 to 858 and encodes 270 amino acids.
CCGAUUCGGUCACACCCGUACACAAUUUAGAUCACAACAUUAGAAAUGUUACGAAAUGUGUGCAGCUUUUCCACGCAUUUGGGAAAAUGGGUUUUUCAAAUCCAAAACCAAUCGUUUCGUGGCAUGGCGGGUCAUUCAAAGUGGGCCAAUAUUAAACACACAAAAGCCUUGAAAGACGGAGCCAGAGCUGCAUUAUUCGCAAAGAUUUCUAGACAAAUCCGAAUGGCCAUUCAGGAGGGAAAUUCAGCUGAUCCGGCUAUAAAUUCUCUUCUGCGGACAGAAAUAGAAAGGGCCUUGAAGCAAAACAUGCCCAGUGGCACAAUACAAAAUACUUUGAACAAAUUUAAGUCCAGUAAAGUACAACUUAAAAAGUACCGGCUUGAUAUCAGGUAUAAAAGGACCGUGUACUUGAUAUGCAUUUUUUACACAGACAACUUUUCUGGAGUUAAAAUGGACGCGACACCGAUGAUAAAGAAAGCCGGAGGUGAAUUUUUGGAUGUCGGAAACUUGUUUGAGGACUUUGGCUUGAUAGAAGCACGGUAUGAUACAUCAAAACUCGCCAACGGACCUAGUUUGGAAGAUAAAGCCACUAACGAUGCGAUAGAACUUGGGGCCGAAGAUAUCGAAAUAGUUGACGAUGCCGAAGGCUCUGUAAAAUUCUUUUGUAGUCCCAUUGUUUUAACUAGUCUAAGUAGAAACUUGGAAAAAAAUGGAUAUACCAUUGAAAAUAGUGAACACAUAUUUUCACCGAUGAAUGUUGUGCAAUUAUCCGCAGAAGAGCAAAAAGUGUACGACGUUUUCCUGGAAAAACUAAGAAACAUUCAAGGAUUAGAGGAUAUCUAUGACAAUGUUGAAUAAAAACAAAUUUUAAUAAAAGGUGUAAACUUUAAAAAUAUAAA